AUGUAUCAACGCGCGCUCCUUCUCUCCGCAUUGGCGGCGGCAGCUCGUGCCCAGCAAGCUGGCACGAAGUGUACUGCUCCAGGCAGUUGCACUGAUGUCAAGGGAUCUGUUGUCAUUGACUCCAACUGGCGUUGGCUUCACUCCGUCGACGGUUACACCAACUGCUACACUGGCAACGAGUGGGAUGCGACACUCUGUCCCGAUGACGAGACCUGUGCCAAAAACUGUGCUCUGGACGGCGCCGACUAUGCCGGCACUUACGGUGCUACCACCAACGGCAACGCCCUCACUCUGAAAUUCGUCACCGGUGCCAAUGUUGGUUCUCGUCUGUUCCUGAUGGAGGACGACAGUACCUAUCAGAUGUUCAAGCUGCUCAACCAGGAGUUCACCUUCGAUGUGGAUAACUCCGAGCUGCCUUGCGGACUCAACGGAGCCUUGUACUUCGUUUCCAUGGAUGCCGACGGUGGUUUGGCCAAGUACCCUAACAACAAGGCCGGUGCCAAGUACGGAACUGGCUACUGUGAUUCUCAGUGCCCUCGGGAUCUGAAGUUCAUCAACGGCCAGGCCAACGUGGAGGAUUGGAAGCCAUCUGAUAACGACAAGAACGCCGGUGUUGGCGGCCACGGAUCUUGCUGCGCUGAGAUGGAUAUCUGGGAAGCCAACAGCAUUUCCACCGCUUUCACCCCCCACCCUUGCGACAGCCCUGAACAAACUAUGUGCGAGGGCGAUGCCUGCGGCGGAACUUACUCCAGCACUCGCUACGCAGGCACCUGCGACCCCGAUGGAUGUGACUUCAACUCCUUCCGCAUGGGCAACGAGAGCUUCUACGGGCCUGGCAAGAUCGUCGACAGCAACUCCAAGGUCACUGUGGUCACUCAAUUUAUCACCGAUGAUGGCACCGACAGCGGUACUCUUAGCGAGAUCAGGCGUAUCUACGUGCAGAAUGGAAAGGUCAUCGCCAACUCCGCCUCGGAUGUCAGCGGUGUCACUGGAAACUCCAUCAACACUGAGUUCUGCGACGCCCAGAAGACUGCGUUCGGCGAUGAGGAUGUCUUCGCAAAGCGUGGUGGUCUUGCUGGCAUGGGCGAGGGUCUGGAGCAGGGCAUGGUUCUCGUCAUGAGCUUGUGGGCUGAUCACUAUGCCAACAUGCUCUGGUUGGACAGCGAGGCUUACCCCAUUGAUGCUUCUCCUUCUCAGCCCGGUGUUGCUCGCGGCACAUGCGCCACUGACUCCGGUGACCCAGCUACUCUCGAGUCUCAGUCAGGCUCGGCCACUGUGACCUACUCGAACAUUAAGGUCGGCCCCAUUGGCUCCACCUACUCUUCUUAA
Molecule: messenger RNA, 1329 nt
Organism: Penicillium paradoxum
Lineage: Eukaryota; Fungi; Ascomycota; Eurotiomycetes; Eurotiales; Aspergillaceae
Product: glycoside hydrolase family 7 protein
Exons: 4
Coding region: 1-1329 (442 amino acids)
Biological process (GO): carbohydrate metabolic process
Molecular function (GO): hydrolase activity, hydrolyzing O-glycosyl compounds
Source: RefSeq, a predicted model, not a curated record